This is a messenger RNA of Colletotrichum orchidophilum, 1095 nucleotides long. Its product is annotated as SnoaL-like polyketide cyclase. Gene Ontology annotation, biological process: polyketide metabolic process. The transcript has a single exon. The record is from RefSeq and is a predicted model, not a curated record. The coding region runs from base 1 to 1095 and encodes 364 amino acids. Lineage: Eukaryota; Fungi; Ascomycota; Sordariomycetes; Glomerellales; Glomerellaceae.
AUGAUGAAAAUGACGACCGUCACAAUGGACGAGUUCGGAGCGCCGUGCUUCCCCCACGAGACCCUCCUCACUCCUCCCGAGUCGCCCGAGCUCAAACCCCCAGAGGCCCCAGAGGUCCCAGAAGCCAAAGCCGCAGACACCAACAGCACCACAAGCAUCCCUAUCCGCAAGAGCAGAAGCCCCUCCUCCAAGAGAUGGAACGGCGACGGCAAGGGCAUCCAGGUCGACAUUGGUGCCCGCCUGCGCGAGUACCUCGACUGUCUCAACAACCGCAAGUUCGACGUCAUCGGUAACCACCUCGCCGACACCCUAGAGCGCAACAACCGCACUCAGACCCGCGAGGAGCACGUCGACCGCCUGCGUUCCCGCGUCGAGGGCCUCGCGAGCUUCAAGAUCAAGAUCGACACCCUCCUCGUCGACAAAAAGGCCCAGGCCGUCGCCGUGCGCUACAUCAAUCGCGUCACCCUCGCCGAAGCCAUGAUGGACGUCGACCCCGUCGGCACGACAUACGAGUUUGACGAGCAGUGCUUCGUGUGGUUCGACGACAGGGGCAAGAUCGCGCGCAUGUUGACCCUGCAAGACAAUGACGGCAUCCGCCUCCAGACGCCCGAGGCCGCGACGACGCCGCGCUUCUUCACGCGCAGUCUGCCCGCGGAGCCCGUCGACCUGGCGGCCACGUACCGCAAGUACGUCGCGAGCAUCAACCGGCGCAGCAUGGUCAAGGAGUUCCCGCGCUACUGUAAAAAGGAGCUGCGGCACAACAACCGCGUGCUCUCCGUGCAGGACUACGCGCGCAGCAUGCAGUACAGCCAGGAGGCGAUUUCGGGGCUGUGGUUCAAUAUCCAGGAGCUGCUCGUCGACGAGGAGACGCAGCAGGUUGCUGUGCGGCUGCAGAUCUCGGGGACGCCGGUGCAGGAGUUUGCGGACGCGAAGCCCAAUGGGAAGAGCGUAAAGUUCCACGAGCACUGCAUGUAUCGCUUCGACAAGGGCAAGAUUGCGCUCGUGUGGGCGACGAUGGAGCUGGAUUCGUAUCGUAGACAGCUCCAGGAGAAGCCUGUGGAUCGGAGAAAGUCGUCCAUGUUGGGCAUCAACUGA